AUGGGAAGCGUCGAAGAACCAAAGCAGCAGCGCUUGCGCCUGCCCUGGAUCGAAACCCCUCUGAUUGAAUCCACCAGCCUCUCCAAAGCUGCCGGAUGCCGCAUAUUCCUCAAGCUCGACAACCUCCAGCCCAGCGGCUCCUUCAAGUCCCGCGGCAUUGGUAACCUCGUCCGCGGACAUGCCUCGGACCCCGCCAACAAGGGGAAGAGACUGCACUUCUUCAUCCCUUCCGCUGGAAACGCCGGUCUGGGGGCCGCCUUUGCGGCCUCUGCCCUGAAAUACCCCUGCACCGUCGCCGUGCCCUCCAACACCAAGCCCGUCAUGAUCAAGAAGCUGCAGCAGGCCGGUGCCCGCGUCGUUCCCCAUGGCGCCAAUCUGGACGAGGCCGCCACCCGUAUGCGCGAGAUGAUGAAGGAGCUCACGGAAAACGGCACUCCAGGGGGCACCGAGGUCGUCGCCAUUGAACUUCACCCCUUCGACCGCCAGCACAUCUGGGAGGGUGUAAGCACACUGUCAGACGAGCUCGCAUACCAGCUUCCCCCGGCCGAGGAAGGUGACCAGUGCACCCGCAAGGCCCUGCCCUGCGAUGCCAUCGUCCUCUCCGUCGGCGGCGGCGGGCUCAUGAACGGCAUCAUCAUGGGCAUUGAGCGCCAGGCCCCCAUGCUCGAAGCCGCUGUCAGCACCACAGCGGCCAAUGGUACUACAACUGCAGCCACCCCUACUCCCACCAGGGACGACAACAUCCACAUCAUUGCCACCGAGACCCGCGGCGCUCACGCCCUCGCUGCAUCCGUAGAGAAGGGUGCUCUCACCUCCAUGACGAAGAUCACAUCCGCCGCCACCUCGCUCGGCGUCCUCCGCGUCGCCGAGAAGACAUACGAGAAUUACGUCUCCCCGCCAAAGGGCAUCAAGGUGCAUUCCCUCGUCCUUUCCGACGCUGACGCCGCACGAGGUGUCCUACAUCUCGCCGAAGAGGAGAAGAUACUCGUCGAACUCGCCUGUGGUGUCUCCGUCGAAGCAGCCCUGGGACCCCAUCACCAAGCCGACACCGCACCUCCGCCUGCAAAGAGAGUCAAGCUCGAUGCUGAUAGUGUCCCCGCUACCAACGGAACAUCAGCAGCCAACGGAGUCGUGAACAAGACCUAUUUGCAGCAGCUCAUUCCCAACUUCGGUCCACAGACAAGAGUCGUCAUCGUUGUUUGUGGAGGAAGCAAUGUUUCACUUGAUAUGGCCUCUGAGUGGAGACAGAGACUCGAUGCCGGCUGGGGAAGCGAUGAUGUUGGCACCAUCGUCCUCCCGCCAACCCCAGCACCAGCACCGACUGCUGCAUCAACAUGA
Arthroderma uncinatum is the source of this 1338-nucleotide messenger RNA. RefSeq names its product L-serine dehydratase. Gene Ontology annotation, biological process: L-serine catabolic process; L-threonine catabolic process. The transcript is spliced from 2 exons. Gene Ontology annotation, molecular function: L-serine ammonia-lyase activity; threonine deaminase activity; pyridoxal phosphate binding. The coding region runs from base 1 to 1338 and encodes 445 amino acids. The record is from RefSeq and is a predicted model, not a curated record. Lineage: Eukaryota; Fungi; Ascomycota; Eurotiomycetes; Onygenales; Arthrodermataceae.